Pocillopora damicornis (cauliflower coral) is the source of this 2069-nucleotide messenger RNA. RefSeq lists its product as uncharacterized. Gene Ontology annotation, molecular function: calcium ion binding. The record is from RefSeq and is a predicted model, not a curated record. NCBI's taxonomy places the organism in Eukaryota, Metazoa, Cnidaria, Anthozoa, Scleractinia, Pocilloporidae.
CAGCCCGAAAUAAAUCAAAUGAAUAAUUGAUAACUUUUCGAGGGCUUUCCCAUGGAAACGGCUUGGCAGAUGUUGUAGUAUCAAAUGAUAAUAGUAGCUUAACCAUGGCUAGCCAUGAAACCUUUGUACCGUUACAGCAAGAACCUAAAUUCAGAGUCCGGCGACCGAGCCUCAGAUCGAGAACAGACGAUGGAACACAUGAUCGGAAAAAAGAAGAUCUGCUGGCGCUGCCACCCGUUCGAGCUCUUGCAACAACCAGCCAAGAAAAUCAGACAGACGGACUACAAACUCCAUUCAACAAAUGGCAAAUCCAUCGCUGUGCUACUCCCAACACCACCCCCUGUCAGGAGGUAUUAGUGAACGAGUGGUUACACAGGAAUCACAUCCAAGUAGUGGACAGGCUUCCUAAAAUGGACCCCGUAGUACUGACAAGCCGCGGCACAGACGUUUCAAAGUAUAUCAGUUUCAUUCACCCACCACCUUUCAGCCUAAAACUCCUCUCCGGAUCAACAGAGGAGCAAAAAUAUCGCGAAAAGAGGAACAAACUGGCCCAGGCUCCCUCAUCAACAUCUGGUUCGCCUUGUCCUCGCCUCCUCAGGAAUCAGAGAUCUGACAGGGAAACGUUCGCUUUAAAUCCUGUCAUACGAGUCGGCGGAGGGUAUCGCAGGCUCAGCUGGAAGGUUUUGGAUGUUCUACCCUCUAUUGGACAGUAUGACCCAGAUGUAGAUCCAGUGUACAGUUGCGCCUCAUGUCACGCAAACUUGCAAGUGGUAGGGAAGGUCACGAAUUCUCGCGGACGAGUUCAUUCGAUCUUCACUACACCUAAACAAUGCCACAAAUGCGGGGCUCCCACAACAGACUCUCAAAUACACACGGAAAAAGACUUACAUGAAAGUGUUAUAGACACCCUUCAUCGAGGAGAUUCAAGGUUUAUUGUGGACCAUAGACGUUUUAAAAAAUCGGGCGUCGAGCAGCCUUCAUCAAGAGUUAACCCGGAAGAUUUGCAUUUCAAUUCGCCGAUGGAUUGGAGAGAUGACCUGGAAUCUUUUCGCCUUCACAUGAGCAGGCAGAGUCAAACAGAAGACGACUUGGAGACUACAACCCAGCGUUAUGAGCGGAAUCGCUCGGAAUCAGGUAGCAGUAGUGUAUUCAUGACAGAGCCUGGGGCGAACAUUGAUAACUUAAACGAACCCCCUGAUAUACGCCGUGCGUGGGAUGAUGGAGUUACACGUGCGACGAUUUUGAGAGAUGAUGAGAAUGAUAAUGGAGAAUGGGAAAAAGGAAAGGAAAACGGCGAAAGAAAUGGAAAAGAAAACAGGAGCUCAGCUACUGAUAAUGAUCUAGACGCUUAUAGCGAUUUUGAAAUGAUAGAAGAUUAUGAUCCGAAGUCAGGAUUUACCGUAAGACUUCGGAGAAAACCAUUUGGUGGAGGUAGAAAGACAAGUUAUUUCAUUCGCGGGAUUCGAGACGAAGAGGGUUCGAGUGAAAGGUCUCUCGACAAGGGCGGAAAAUCGCACGAACAUGGAAGGAAAAAAGCACACCACAACAAACAAGAAAUUCAAACUGACACUCAGAUCAACAAGAGUACACCAAAUAAAAGAAAUAAACAAGCCUUGGCCCAGAAGAAAAGAGGGAAAGGUUUUUCACAUAACUUGAACGAGAGUGAAAGACGACUGGAAAAUGAAACAAAUCAAACAGCCAAAUACGACGAGAAUCCUCUUUUGAGGAAAAACUCAUCUUCCGGCGAACAACGACGAGAUGAAACGAAUCAAAGAACCAGACACCAUAAGAAUCCUCUUUCAAGAACGGAUUCGUUCUUCGUCGUUGGCUUGGAUCAACGAGACAAAGUGUUUAGCACUACUCCUGUUGCUGAAGAGUUAUCGGAUGACGAAGAUGAUGAUGAUGACGUCAUCAUUUUCACCAAAACGAGGUUUAGUGAAGAUUCCCUGUCAGACCUUGAGUUCAAAGAGGACGACGCCUGGAGCCCGGAUUCUCCGGGUUCUGGACUUUUCAGACCUAAAAUACCAUCCCCUGGUAAUUUUGGAAAUCAGGUAACUGAGCAUAUGUAG